AUGUCUGCCAAUCCGCACAACGAAGCCUUCAAGAUUGACAAGCUGUUCGAUGUCUCGGGCAAAGUGGCCCUAAUUACCGGUGGCGGUAGCGGUAUUGGUCUGAUGGCCACACAAGCACUGGCAACGAACGGUGCCAAAGUCUACAUCUGCGGCCGUACCGAAGAAAAACUCGAGCGUGUCGCCGAGGUCUACGGCAAGGACAUUCCAGGCUCCAUUAUUCCCAUCACGGCCGAUGUGAGCAAGAAGGAGGACAUCAAGAAACUCGUCGAUUAUAUCUCCGAACGCGAGCAAUGCCUGUGCAUCCUGAUCAACAACGCCGGUAUCGCAUUGAACACCCAGCAGGUGGAGGCCAAGUCUGCGGAAGAAAUGAAGAAGAAUCUAUUCGAUGACCCUAAUGAGACUUUCGAAAUGUGGACCGACACCUACCGCACCAACGUCCCGCAGCUGUACUUUAUGACCACGGCUUUCUUGCCCUUGCUGCAUGCCGCUCACAAACACAACGACAACUUCUCCGGCACGGUGAUCAACAUCUCGAGCAUCAGCGGUAUCGUCAAGACGUCCCAGCACCAUUUCGCCUACAACGCCUCCAAGGCCGCGGCGAUUCAUCUGACCACGAUGCUCGCCAACGAAGUGACUCAGAAUGACUUGAGGAUCCGUAUCAACAGCAUCGCGCCCGGUGUUUUCCCGAGUGAAAUGACAGCUUCGGAGAGUGACGACAAGCAAAAGUCGCACAUUCCGCGAGAGAAGUACGAGUCCAAGGUUCCGGCCAAGCGCCCGGGUGAGGAUCGAGACAUGGCGAACGCGAUUCUCUUCGCAGCCUCGAACAUGUACCUUAACGGCGCUACCGUGGCUGUCGAUGGUGGUUAUAUCCUGAGUGCAGGGAGCGGUCCAUAA
Messenger RNA from Capronia coronata CBS 617.96, 894 nucleotides. Its product is annotated as gluconate 5-dehydrogenase. The transcript has a single exon. The coding region runs from base 1 to 894 and encodes 297 amino acids. The record is from RefSeq and is a predicted model, not a curated record. Gene Ontology annotation, molecular function: oxidoreductase activity. NCBI's taxonomy places the organism in Eukaryota, Fungi, Ascomycota, Eurotiomycetes, Chaetothyriales, Herpotrichiellaceae.